Messenger RNA from Funneliformis caledonium, 2856 nucleotides. NCBI's taxonomy places the organism in Eukaryota, Fungi, Glomeromycota, Glomeromycetes, Glomerales, Glomeraceae. The record is from the annotation of a GenBank genome assembly.
AUGACUAAAAAGAACAAUGGUAACUCUCGUCUUAAGGUUGAGCGACCGUGUGAACCUGGUAAGCCAGGUAAAAAGAGAGGUCCACCUCCCGGACAAGAAGUAAUAAGAAGUCGUUCUAGCCGUAUGGAAACCGUAUAUUAUAGUGCCAUUAAAGACCCUCAAUUAAAAGAACAGCUACGACUUUAUGACGUGACGCAUGACACUAGUACGGAGUUAUCCCCUAUCGUCGAACCCCAAAAUGAUUCCGAUGUUACGGUUUCUUCCGAUGCUGGCCUUUCGAAUACUACCACGUCAACGUCUCCUAUUCACAACGUCGACUCUUCCAAUCCCAUUGAAGUUCCUUCCAACCCCGAUGAGGACUCUUCUGAUUCCGCGGACGUUCCAAAUGAACCCAUAAAUAUUAUUGUUAUAUCAGAUAGUUCGGAUUCUUCUUGUAGCACCAUGAAGGGUUCUUCUAGUCCCUCCGAUAGUUCUUUUGACACGGUUGAAGUUUCCGUUGUACCUGAAGUUUUCACUAUACCUGAUGAUGCCAUUAUCCCGGUCAAAGUUUCCUCAAUACCUGAAAUACCUGAUAUCCCAGUUGAGGUUUCCUUGCUACCCGAUGAUGUUUCUUCUAACCCUGUUGAAGUUCCCUCUAUCACCGUUAAAGAUUCCUCUAACCCUGUUGAAGUUUCCUCUAACACCGUCGAAGGCACCUCUAAUCCCGUUGAGGGAUCAUCUAAUCCCGUUGCAGUCUCCUCUAAUCCCGUUGAAAUUUCCCCAAUCCCCUUUAAAAUUUCCACCGACCCUGUUAAGGUUUCCUCUAAUCCCCCCAAAUCUUCAUCAACUUCUUUUAGACCCACGAAAGCUUCUGGCUCCUCGAAAUAUUCUUCAAAGUCCAGAACAAAAUCCUAUUCUAGACCUAUCAUUUCAUAUAUACCUUUAUCUUCUAAACCCAUCGCUUUUAAAAUGACGCCCGUUGCAAUGCCUUAUAAGCCCGCCGGAAUGCCUUACGAUACCUCGGGAAAUUUUUAUAAUCCUACUAUUAACCCCACCGGAACUUCUUCCAGCCCCAGUGGUUCUUCUUCUAAUAAACCCACUGGAAUUUCUUUUGAUCCCGCUGGAAUUUCUUUUGGCCCCGCCGGAAUUUCUUCUGAGAUCGCCACGGUUACUUCUGAACUCACCAUAAUUUCUUCUAGUAGUCGCAAUGGAAAUUUGUCUAACCCCAAUGAAGUCUCUUCUAGUACCGUUGAUUCUGGACUUCCUUUUAGCAUAGAUAAAGUUUCUUCUAAUUCAGGAUCUUCAGGAAAUAUUGAAAAUACUGAAGUAGAGUCUGAAAUACAGAAGCUUGCAAAGGGCAAAUUACCAGAAGAAUUAGAACUUGCUAGCUUGAUGGCUUGUCUAAGAGAAGGCGAAGGGCAAAAUACUGACAAAAUACAAGCAAAUAAUGACCUAUUACUUAAUUUAAGAGAUUCGAAGGACUCUAUAGAUAAAGUGUCUGUAACACGGAGACACAAUAAACUUAGAAAAAUACAGCCGAAACCCCCUCAAAGUAUCAUCAAUAAUAGAGAGAGGUGGAAUAUGAAAGUCCCAGCACAACAAGCUAUGAAAGACUCGGAACAACGAGCUACCACGGAACAAGCUACGAAAGUCACAGAACAACAUGUAAAUGAUCGGCAACCGCAACCAGAAAAUCUCGUUCAAGACUCUGAAAAUAAUGAGGAGAAUAAAGAUAAUGAUCACGUGCCAGCAAUGCAGGAAUUGGAAAAGGAACAUCAACAACAACCAGAAUCAUUUGUUCAGGGCUCAGAUAAUUAUGAGAAUGGAAGUAUGCGGUUACCAACCAUACAGGAAUUGGGGGUCUUUGAGGAUGGCCCUCCCCUGUAUCGGCCAAUCGCAACGUAUCCAAUUAGUAUGAAAGCGAGACAAGAACUUUUUGAAAACAUGCAACUUUCACAGAUAAGGGAUAGUAGGGAUACUGUUCCUUCGCAUUACGCAACGAACAAAACGAAUGAAACCCUGUCGACUGUGUGGACGAAAAUACCACGAACAACAACGUCAUUACCAUCCAAAUCAUCUUCACAAUCACAAGUAGGAACCGCUACACGAUUACCACAGUCAUCAUUUUCCAAGUCAUCAACCGAAUCUUCGGGAAGAAUGUUCACAUCAUCAUCGACGUUGACGUCGAUGUCGAUGAAGCCUACAGAGCAAAAUUUACAAAGGGGAUCUAUAACGUUGCCCCCGCUAGUACCAACGGUAUCAUAUCCUGAUUACUCAAAGCCUGCGAAAGUUUCAUCAGAGCUUCCUUUUUCAAAGUCUGAUCAAGUCAUACCUCCACUACAACCUGGGUUGAAUGUGUCAUGGAAUCGGUCUAUAAUUCCGUCGAUGCAAACGAACGUCAAAGUUUCAAGUGACAAACCAAAGGAACCCGCUGAUGGUAUAUUUAUUAAAAGUGUCAAACAAAAUGAACGUGUUGAUGUAACUGAUGUAACUUUAUGUACUGAAAAAGACGAUAUAAUACAUGAUUUAACGGAGCAAUCACAAGGUUCCUCUUCGAAAUCUGCUCAAGAUACUGACGAACUGAUGAAUGAUACACCUGAAAAAGUUACAAGUAUAGAAAAUAGGAAGAAAAGACGCCGAGAACACAAGGGUGAACUUUCAUCAUCUUCCUAUAGUAUAAGGAGAGCAAAGAGGGAAAGGAGGCAAAGGGAGAGAGGAGAGACCAAAGAUGAAGAAGAAGUUGCUCCUCGAAGAGCUCGUCCGAUUAAUGAUAGAAGGCGCUAUCAAAAGCCAACGAGGAGAAUCACUAGAAAUGCUGCUCGAGAGGCUUUGAAUACGCUUCCAAAUGAUAAAAAAAAAUACGUGAGGCGUCGAUAG